AUCUCUUCAUCUUCCGUUUAGGGAGAUAUUGUUUAUGCGUCCUUUUCGGACACUGUAUUUAUGCUUGUGUCCUUUCCGACACAAUAUUUUGUUCGCGUCCUCUUCGGACAUUGGGGUUUGAUUCGUUCCCUUUUCGGGAUCUUCUACCGAAAAUGGUCUGGAAUAGAAGAGCUGUAUGAUGCAUCAACCUCCAUCGCUGAAAGUGCUUUGCAUAUGCUCGUUUCAUACAUCUCAGACUCAGCCGUAUGGCCUGCAAGCCUUGCCAUCUACUCAUCUUUCUUAUAAAUUUUGAGCACAAGGCUGUCAAAACCAUUCUGGAUGACUCCCCCGGUUGCAGCCAGAGGAUCCAGUGACUCUUUGUUGAUUAUGACAAGAGCAGAUCGAUAGCGUCCCACCGGCUCUUUUUCGAUGAUUGGGACUUUCCAAUCGUGAGUGGGCAGAGAAGGAUUACUGAACUGAAUCAGUCGGAGAACCAUCUCUGGUGACGUGUGUAAGGCCGGGACCAGAAUGCGAGCUCUCGGCCUACAGGGGAUUUCCUCCCUUGCCACAACCUCCAGCUUAGCACCUGGCCAGAUCUCACCCAAACCACCCACAGCAAGCUUAUAGAGAUGUAACGAUCUCUGAUCCUCGCAAACGAUGAGUUUGACCCUAUUUUGGUCAUCGCUAAGGGUUUUCCCAAUUGGAAGUGCCGGUGGUAUGCCAUUCAACACCCUUGUUUUUUUGAGUUGAGGCUUUUCUGGUCCUCUCCAACACUUUGCGCGCCCACUUGAGCUUGCUGAGUUCAGAACGACUUCUCUCCCCCGUAGCUUUUUCAGCAUCGAGUUCGAUGAUUCGCUCGGCGACUCUCAUUAGAGGGCCUGGAUCUCGUUUGCUCCCUUCCUUGGCCGAGCUGGAGUUCUUGUUCAGAACUGCAGCUCCACCAAGGGAAGGAGCAACUGGAUUCGAGGAUGACUUAUCGUGGCCAGCGGUUUUAGUAUCACUAACCUCCCGCCACAAUAUUCUUCCCCGUCUCGCUUGUACAUCUGUACAAUUGUACAAACUUAUUAAUAUAUGUAAUUUAUAUAUACAUGGGUUAUAAUAUAAACUUUCUGCAGUCUACUAGUUAUUUUAUAAAAUCAUCAUAGUUUUUUAUCAGUUCUUAUCACGAUAUUCUUCCCCGUCUCGCUUGUAGACCUGUACAAUUGUACAAACUUAUUAAUAUAUGUGCCCAUGAUUAUGAAAGUGGACUAAGUCACUUUUUGCAUUGUUUGAAGAAAACCUUACAUAAUAAUUUUCUUAUAACGAUUUAAUUAUAUUUCUUUUAUGAAAUCACUAGAGGAGCAAUAAAGAAGUUUAUAUACUGCGAUUUCGCUUUCAAAUAAACUUUACCCCUUAAAUAAUAAUUAUUUUUAGGCUAGAUUUGAUGCCAUUUUUGGGAGUGACUUAGUCCACUUUCAUAAUUAAGGGCACAUAUGUAAUUUAUAUAUACAUGGGCUAUAACUAUAAUAUAAACUUUCUACAGUCUACUAGUUAUUUUAUAAAAUCAUCAUAGUUUUUUUUAUCAGUUCUUAUCAAUCAUUACAUUUUUUUUUAAGAUAAGUCAAACUGAAUUUUUCUUUUUUUAAGAGUACACAACGUCAUAACUAUUACAACAAUAAUUGCUUUAGAUUUGUUUUUGUAUUAGUAUUAGUGUUGGAGCUAAAAAUCAUCCUAAAAUCUAUUAUUUUGUAAACUAUCUAAAUUUGAAUUUCAUUUGAACUACUACAAUUUACUUUUAGUUCAAUUUAAAUUUUGCGCCUAAAUUAUACCAUUCGCCAUAAUAAUUUGCUUUUGAAUUCGCUUUAAAAUUGUAUUUGUAAAAUUAACGUAACUUCUCUCACAAAAACUACUAGAAAAUUAUGUGUAUAAAUAGAAGCUUUAAAAUGAAAUAAAAUCUCUUCUUGUAUUAAAACCCUUAGGGGAAAUUAUGGUCUUUCGUUUUUUCGCUCGAUACAAAUUCUCGUUGUUUUCGCUCGCUUUGUGUGGAAUUCAUUCGGCCAUUUCAAAGUCGAACCUAAGUAUCUGCUUAACGAAAAAGAUAGUUAAAAAGUACAAGUAGGUACAAAUUAAUUUCGAAUCUUUUGCUCAAUUCGCCACCGUUAAAAUAAAUAACGCACCAACCAGGAUCAAUCUUUUAGUCAAAAAAGUAUAUAUAGAGAUCCCCGGUUGACGGUCAAUUUUUUAAUUUGAUCGUUCAUUUUUUUGCGCCCAAACGUGUUAGAAAGUGGUAAUCCACGUAAAAAACUAUAUAAAAAACUAUUGAAGUGUAACCAUUAAAAUUCGUCGGUUCACAGUGUUAAAAAACUAUAAAAUUCAAUGAAAACUAUAUAUAUAUAUAAAUGUAUAAUAUACAUAUAAAAGUGCAAGACAUUGAACAUUUUAUCGUCGCGCUUCGGUUUCGUGAGUGCAUGGUGUAGGUCAAAAUCCAAAGGAAAAACGAGAAAAGAGGUCCAGGAAAAGUGCCAACAACAUCCCAGAAGGAAGAAGAAACCCGAAGAAAAUCUACAAAAACUGUGGGGGAUAAGUAUAACAUCUUCAACCAAGAUACGUUUGUCCAAUUUUAUUCCAAUGUGCGUUGCUGCUUGACAAAAAUCUAAAAAUCAAACAAAUAAAAUGUCUAUUCUAAACUAAUUAAAACAAAAAACGCACCUUCGACAUAAAAAGGACAUUAAAAUUGCUACAUUUAAAACUAAAUAUACAUAUAUUUAAACUAUAUAAUAUACAUAUUCUAGCUACAUAUACAUAUAUUAAAUGAACAACAUAUCGCAAAUUUAUUAAAAUAAAUAUUUAAAAUUAAAUCUGCAAAUCAUAAAACAUAAAAUAAUCUUGCAAAUAUAAUUUCGCCCUAAAAACCAUUGCCCGCAUAAUUUUUAAUGCUUUCAUUGGAUUAAAUUUGAUAUAAUCCACAAGAGAAACAUAAAAUCCACAACACAUUCAAAUAGUAGAAAAGCUUUCUCUCACUUUCGAAAUUAAAAUUCCUUUUAACUCGCCGCCACUCCACCCAUCGCACUUAUCGUCGUUUCGCUCCAUUCGCUCUUACUCUCGCGCUUACCUGCUCCUGCUGUUGCUGUUGCUGUACCAGACACAAGCUUUCAUCAACAAUUUCGCUCCAUAGUAUACACACCUUAUUCGAUACAAAUUGAUUUCAGUGCAUCGAUCCUCAUUUCGCCCAUACAUCAUCACCCAUUGGACUUGGUCGUCAUCGUCGUCAUCAACGUCAUCGUCGUCGUCGUCGCGGGAGAUCUUGCUGCAUGAUCAUUGCACUGAAAGAGCUUUUUUGUUCAAUUGAAUUUUAUCGUUGAUUGCAAUAAACAUUUAUUACUUUUUGGUGGAUUCUAAUUUCAACCCAUGAACUAAAAACAUAUUUUGAUAAUAAAUUCCCUACUGGUUAUUACUCAACGAAGAUAUUUUUAACUUAAUUUAUUUUUUGAAGUUAAUUCGCCUUGGGAUUUAAAUUGUUUAUAUAAUACAGUCAAAUAAGGAGAAAAAAGGGGUAAAUCUCGGAAUGAAUGUUAGUAGAAAUUUUUUUUGCUCAAUAUCUUCCUUUUGCCAUUCUAUAACAUAUCUCAAAAGUCUAGAAAAAUCUCAUGUCCGCUUGUCGCGAUUUCAAGGUCAAAUCGCGAAAUGGAGAUUUUCAAAAUUAGCAAAAAUAGGCUAUGGUAUUAUAUACACAUAUGAUACAUGAUUUCAAGGUAUAUUUUAAUGCUGAUUCCAAAAAAUCUAAAAUUAAGACAAUCCGACGUCUCUGGAAAAAGUUAUACCUGUUUUUCAUCUGUCAACUCAUAUUAUUAUAACAGUUGCAAACUUACUGCCUAAAAACCCUUAAAAGUUAUGGUAGACGAACCAAAUUUUGCAUGAAGAUUUUAGAAUCCAUCAUUAUUAAAAAUCAAAACAAUCCCUUACAAAAAAUAUAUACACCUACGAAAUAAUGGUAUUUUUUGAUGGAGGGGCAAAUUUUAGAAUAUGCACUAAAGAAGAUUCUUGUUCAUCUUAGGAAUAAGUGCAAAUAGGCUAAUUUUUUCAUUUUAAUCUUUGUUUGGAUAUUCUUUAAUUACCCUCAAAAAUCUAAAAAAAUCUCAUGUCCGCAAGACCUAAUUUUCUUGGUUUGAAAAGAAGGUGCAGAUUUUAAAAAAUUAAUAAGAAAAGUUUAAAUUUUUAUAUGUAUACCAACAUAAGCGACAUGAUUUAAAGGUAUUUUUUAACACUAAUUCCAACAAAACUCACAAACAAGUCAACCUGACCAUCCCUGAAAAGUAAUGCACCUUAUUCAUGUUGAUCUGACACAAAUAUAUGAAGUGUAUAGUUUUCCAAUUUUUUAAAAUCUGCACCUUAUUUUCAAACCAAGAAAAUUAGGUCUUGCGGACAUGAGAUUUUUUUAGAUUUUUGAGGGUAAUUAAAGAAUAUCCAAACAAAGAUUAAAAUGAAAAAAUUAGCCUAUUUGCACUUAUUCCUAAGAUGAACAAGAAUCUUCUUUAGUGCAUAUUCUAAAAUUUGCCCCUCCAUCAAAAAAUACCAUUAUUUCGUAGGUAUAUAUAUUUUUGUAAUGGAUUGUUUUGAUUUUUAAUAAUGAUGGAUUCAAAAAUCUUUAUGCAAAAUUUAGUUCAUCUACCAUAACUUUUAAGGGUUUUUAGGCAGUAAGUUUGCAACUGUUAUAAUAAUAUGAGUUGACAGAUGAAAAACAGGUAUAACUUUUUCCAGAGACGUCGGAUUGUCUUAAUUUUAGAUUUUUUGGAAUCAGCAUUAAAAUAUACCUUGAAAUCAUGUAUCAUAUGUGUAUAUAAUACCAUAGCCUAUUUUUGCUAAUUUUGAAAAUCUCCAUUUCGCGAUUUGACCUUGAAAUCGCGACAAGCGGACAUGAGAUUCUUCUAGACUUUUGAGAUAUGUUAUAGAAUGGCAAAAGGAAGAUAUUGAGCAAAAAAAAUUUCUACUAACAUUCAUUCCGAGGUUAAACCCUUAUUUGACUGGAUUAAUAAGGAUUUUGUUGAGAAAAAAUAUUCUUGGAACAGGGUUGCCACCUAUAAUUUUUGAAUUAGUUGGAACAAAAUUAACUGAUUUUUAUUUAAAAUUAAAUCACUUCAAUUUCUUUUGUCGUUCUUUGAGGAAAAGUUAAAAAUAAAAUAUUUUUUAAAAUGGCUGAACCAAAUCUAGAGGAAUUGAAACAACAACGAGCUUCAACCAGGGGAAGCAUUACUUGUAUUAAAAAUAUUGUUGAAUCCACUGCAUACGUUUUAACUUCAACUGAGCUUGAGUGUCGCUUAGGGAUUUUAGAGUCCUACUUCAAACAAAUUUUAGUUUAUCAAACAAAAAUAGAAGUUUUAGCUCCCACUGACACUUGUAGAGGUGAAAUAGAAGAUUUAUAUAUCACAGCAAAAACAAAAAUUCUUUCACUUUUGGGAACAAAUAGGCGGAGUUGUGUUGCAGAUAUGACUUUAAGUAUUCCACAUUCAACUAGUCACCUUCCGAAGCAGCGUUUACCCAGGUUCAGUGGAAAAUAUUCCGAUUACAAGAAUUUUAUAAAUUCUUUUAACAAUCUUAUAGAAAACGAUUCAAGUUUAACAAAAAUUGAAAAAUUUAAUUAUUUGUUGUCGUGUCUAACCGAUCAAUCUCUCGGUACAGUAAAGGCCUAUCAAGUAACAGAAGCUAAUUAUCCUAAGGCACUUGCAAGUUUAAAGGAGCGUUAUGAUAAUGACUGUCUCAUAUUUUUAAAAUGCAUUUCGCAACUUAUCGAAUUACCAAAGAUUCCAAAGGCUUCUUCAGUUUCGUUACGGAGUUUGGUAGACAACAUUUCUGCACUAUUCAGUUCCUUGCCUUCGAUAGGUUCAUAUGAAAAUAUCUGCAAUGCAAUUAUAAUUCACAUUGCCAUAUCAAAGGUGGACCAAGAUACACAGUCUAAGUGGGAUGAGCAACUCGACUACAAGAAGCUGCCUGAAUGGAAGGAAUGUGCAAGCGUUCUCAACAAACGAUGUCAGUUCCUGGAGGCUAGAGAUAGCAAACAAAGCCGUUCGGAAUCAACUUUGAAACCAGCCAUCAAAUCAAAACCAACUUUCGCGAACCAUCAUCUUCCUCAAACUUCACUAGCUGUUAGCCAACGAUCUUGCAUCUAUUGCGGGGACAGAACUCAUUCAAUUACAAAUUGUAAAACUUUUCUCGAGCUAUCUGUUAUGGAUCGAUUUUGGAAAUCCAAAAAAUUAGGUCUAUGUUUGAACUGUUUAGGUAAAGGGCAUAAUGUUUCCAGAUGUCCAUCACAUUAUAAAUGCCAAGUUUGCAAACAACCGCAUCAUAGUCUUUUGCAUAGAAACAAAUCUACAGAACCUGUUGCUGAUAGUACCGAUGUACAACAACACACAUCCCAGCCAACUUCGUCAGCUGCAGUGCACUCGGCAAUGGAAAAAGAGCGUAUUCCCGAAGGUCAAGUUAUCGUGGCAACUGCUUUAGUUUUGGUUAAAGAUUCAUCAGGAGGUUUUCAGUUGGGAAGAGUUUUACUUGAUUCAGGGUCUCAGGUCAAUUUUAUAAAUGAGAAAUUCGCAAACUCACUUGGUUUACAAAAAGACAAGAAGAUCGUGGACAUCGUAGGAAUUGGUACAACAGAAACAAAAACAAAACAUCAAACACAAACUACGAUUCGAUCAAGAUAUUCCAAUUUUGAAAUUUCCUUGGAGUUUUUAGUCGCCCCAUCUAUUACGGGAUAUCAGCCUGAAGCAGCACUUAAUGUUAGUGGUUGGAAUAUUCCGAUUAGUUCUGAACUAGCAGAUGAGAGUUUCAACCGACCUGGUCAAAUAGAUUUGUUGUUAGGGGCAUAAGCAUUUUUCGAGUUGCUCGAAUCAGGUCAAGUUAAAUUGGGCGAGGGGCUGCCAUUUUUUUUUUUUUAUAAUCUGCGCGCACUAAAGGGGUUUUGGGUACCCUUAAUAUGUAUCAACACAGUGCGAGCGUUAGGAAAAGAGGGAGGGCUUUAUAAGGAGAAACCGAUGCACAUUAGUUUUAAAGUUCUGGACAUUAAAAUGGGAGGGAAAAACUGAGCCGGGUAAUGCAUUCCACAUUCUCGUAGUGCGACUAAAGAAAGAAUCUCUGUAUUUGACGGUACGUCCGAAGUUGGGCUCAAGUGUAAACUGAUGGGCAUUCCUUGAAGUACGAGUAUUACGGUUGAAUUGUUUAAGGGGAGGAAUGCAGCUAGCUAUUUCAUUAGAACAUUUUUUGAAAAAGUACCUAUAAAAUAAGGACAGGCAUGAUACAUUCCGGCGGUGCUCAAGAGGUGGGAUUGUAUCAGUAAUGGACCUAUCACCUAUCAUUUUAAAAGCUCUAUUUUGAAUUCUAUCCAAACAACUCAAGUGGGUCUUAGGAGCACCUGCCCAGAUAUGGGAAUUAUACUCGAGCUUUGGACGAAUAUAUGCUUUAUAGAUUAUAGCCAGAUCAGAAGGGGUGAAAUAUUUCUUACAUCUUCGGAGGAAACCUAAGCAUUUCGCAGAGUUUUUGGCUACAUCGAAUAUGUGCUCAUUCCACAAAAGGUGGUUUGUAAUGGACAUACCCCAUGUUUGCAAAAAACGGCUCUAGGAUGGAUUGUAUCGGGAAGAUACAAAACAAAAUUCAACAAUAACAGAAAGUCAUGCUUCGUCAAUUCAAAAGAUAGUUUGCUUCACAAAUAUGUUGAAAAAUUCUUUGAACUAGAAGAGAUUCUGUAUCUUAAAUGCAAAUGGUCAGAGGAGCAAACUGAAUUUGAAAAUCAUUUCAUAAAAACAGUAGAGGUUCUUCCAAGUGGUCGUCUUAUGGUCCAAUUGCCUUUGAAGAAAGAUCCUUCUUGUCUUGGAGCUUCUUAUGACAUAGCAUUUCUAAGGUUUUUAUCUCUGGAGCGCAGAUUAUCUAAAAAUAUUGCUUUGAGAACACAAUAUGUAGAUUUCAUGAAAGAAUAUGAAGCUUUAGGUCAUAUGUCGCUGGUAACUAAUCCAAAUCUUGAGCAAACUCAUUAUUAUUUGCCACAUCAAUGUGUAGUACGUCCCGAUAGCGUUUCUACAAAAUUACGCGUAGUCUUCGACGCGUCUUGUCGCACUUCUUCGCAAAUUUCCUUAAACGGAAUCCUUAUGGUUGGCCCUACAAUACAGGACGAACUUCUCAUAACAUUGCUUCGCUUUCGACUAUAUAGAUAUGCCUUGACUGCAGACAUCGUCAAAAUGUAUCGACAAGUCUUGAUACAUCCAUCGCAAAGAAGUUUGCAGUAUAUUUUGUGGAGAGAGAAUUCACAAACUCCAGUUAAAACUUAUCAAUUAAACACCAUCACAUAUGGUAUUUCAUCGGCUCCGUUCCUGGCAAUUCGUUGUCUUCAAUACUUGGCAGAUACAAAUCAAGACCGCUUCAGUUUAGGUGCUUCAUGUCUUAGCAACGACUUUUAUGUGGACGACAUGCUAACUCGGGCAGACGAUUUAGAAACGUUAACUCGCAAAAGGGACGAAGUAGUUUCCAUCCUGAAUUCUGCUGGGUUAGAGCUGUCGAAAUGGAAUAGCAAUCAUUUUUCUUUGAUUCAAGAAGCUACAAGAAAAGAAAUUAAGCUUACCGAAUAAAAUUUAGCAAGUACUUUGGGUAUAGCUUGGAAUCCUAGUACGGACCAAUUUAGUUUUUCGUAUAAACCCAACCAAACCUAUACAAAGUAUACCAAGAGAUCAAUUCUCUCACUGUCAUCUUCACUCUUUGAUCCAAUGGGUUUGCUAAGUCCCAUCAUAAUCCGAGCAAAAAUAGUUCUCCAGCAGCUUUGGAUAGAAAAGCUGGAUUGGGAUGAAUCCAUUCCAGAAGCAAUUGAAGCAGAGUGGCGUCAAUUCAUCACUGAUCUUUACUCACUCCAAAAUUUGGAUAUUCCUCGAUAUGUUUUUCUUGAAAACAAAAUAAGUUGUGAAGUCCAUGGUUUUGCAGACGUGUCAAUGAAGGCUUAUGGAUGCUGUAUAUAUUUGCGAAGUUAAGAUUCCUUUGGGUCAGUUAAUGUGAAGCUGUUAGUCGCAAAGUUUCGAGUUGCACCCGCAAAAAAGAGACAACUUCCUAGACUAGAACUUUGCACAGCACACCUUCUAGCCAAACUCUGGGUCAAAAUUCAAAAAAUUAUAGAUUCAAACUACUCGAAGGCGUAUUUAUGGACUGAUUCGACAAUUAUGUUGCAUUGGAUUUCUACUCAUUCGUCGAAACUGAAUACGUUUGUUGGAAAUCGAGUUGCAGAAAUCCAGGAUACGACAAAAGAGAUGGUUUGGAGACACGUAUCAACACACGAAAAUCCGGCAGAUGUGGUUUCGCGAGGAUGCACGGUAGAUGAGAUUAAAAAUUCCCUUUGGUUUGAAGGUCCAUCAUUUCUUUUGAACGAAGAAGAAGAAUGGCCAUCCACAGCAGAAAUCCAUCUUUCUCCAGAAGAAACUUCAUUAGAAAAAAGACAAACGGUUCUAAGUUGCCAACAGCUCGAACCAAACUACUAUCUCGAUCUUAUAGAAAGAAUGAGCUCGUAUACAAAAUUGAUACGAAUCUUCGCAUAUGUCAAAAGGUAUCUCAACCUACGAGUAUGGAUGAUACCAUUUCCAAAUGAGUAUCUAACAGCUUACGAGCUAGAAAAUUCGCUAAAAAUCAUCGUUUAUAUAAUUCAAAAGAAGUACUUUUCGGAAGAAAUCGAAGCAAUUAUUAAAAACAAAUCACUUAAAGGUUCUAUAAAGGCUCUAAGUCCGUUUAUCGAGGUUGAUGAUUUCAGUGGGAUUCGUUUGUUAAGAGUCGGAGGACGAUUGAAGCAUGCAAACAUCCCAGAGGAAAGCAAGUAUCCACUUUUACUGCCAAAAGAUUGCAGUUUCACCAAAACUCUCGUCAGACAUCUUCACCUUUCAAAGGCUCUUGUAGCGCUGACGAGACAAACAUUUUGGAUUGUCAAUGUUCGUGAGGUAGCAAGAUGGGUAGUUCGAAAAUGCACACACUGUGCCAGAUACAGGCCAAAUUAGUUCGAGCAGGUAAUGGUAGAUUUGCCUGCUGCUAGAUUGACCCAAUCUCGCCCAUUUUUAUGUUGCGGAGUGGACUUUUGUGGUCCAAUAUACCCUUAUUACAAAAUUCGUGGCAAGGUGCCAUACAAAACAUAUGUGGCUGUCUUUGUUUGUUUUUCGUCGAAAGCAGUCCAUUUAGAAGCUGUGUCUGAUCUUUCAGCUGAUGCCUUUAUAGCAGCCUUAAAAAGGAUGAUAAGUCGUAGAGGUCUCCAAAAACCAUCCAUUGUGAUAAUGCGACAAAUUUUGUUGGCGCACAGUCAAAACUUAAAGAACUGCGUGAUAUGUUGUUCAAACGUUCUAACCAAGAAACUAUAGUUAAUUUUUGUACUAAUGCUUCCAUAAAUUUUCAUUUUAUACCCCCCAGGGCACCUAAUUUCGGUGGAAUUUGGGAAGCACCCGUAAAAGUAGCAAAAGGCCAUUUUUAUCGCAGUCUUGGCGGUGCAAAACUGAACUUUGAAGACCUGACAACGGCACUGGUAGAGAUCGAGGCCAUAAUGAACUCCAGGUCAAUUACUCCAAUGUCUCCUGAUCCCAACGACCUAGAAGCCUUAACGCCAGCCCAUUUUCUCAUCGGGUCAUCCCUAAGAGCUAUUCCGGAAAUAGGCCUAGAAGUUUCCGACAUAAGUUAUCUGGAACGAUGGCGUCGAAUCAAUGCCGUAAAAACCCACUUCUGGAAGCGGUGGUCAUCAGAAUACGUUCUAGAACUCCAGAAUCGUGCCAAAUGGACUACUUCAAGUCCAAACAUCGAAGUUGGUAGAGUCUCGUCAUCAUCCAUGAAGACAAUUUGCCACCCCAAAAGUGGCUCUUGGGAAAAGUCGUCAACAUUAUCGAGGGUCCUGAUGGUCGUAUACGAGUCGCUGAUAUCAAAACGUCACGAGGAGAAUUUCGAAGGCCAAUUCGAAAACUAGCAGCGAUACCGUCUGUUAGGAGUCAGGUUGCCUUAGGGCUUACUUCGGUACAAGAGAAGUUGCGGGUGGCACGCUUGUGGUUGCACAGCUAAGCUCGUGGAAAAUGGGUGUGGUUCUUGCCACUCCUCAAAGUACCUCCUGCUCUACUAUUAAAAAAAAAGAUCGUGCCGAUAGUAAAAAGGGAAGGAAAGUGGAAAAGGAAAAAAAAAGGAAAGAGGAUGUGAAUUAUAAAAAGGAAAGAUAAAAAUUACUAAAAAAACUAUUGCUGAAAAAAAAGUGAAGAACAAAUCCAGGAACGUGAACAUCAUCUAAGGAAACAUAACUGCUCCGCUGAAGUUCCGAGCGCUCGCCUGGUGUUAUCGACGAAUUUUGGCCUGCCCUCCCUUGUAUCUUAGAGAUACAUCCAAACGCUAUCUUCUUGGCCGAUGUUUUGAAGAAUAGCCCCGAAAGAUUAUUUUCCAGCUGAAAUCUAAGUCUGUCGAAGAGUUCAGGUCAGUCAUGUCCUCUAAAGAAAAUCCAUAUUACCAGUGGAAGGCUUUGUCAAGCCUCCACACACCUUUAGCUAAGUAUUUAGCACUCCAUUAAUAACACUUUUGUUACACUUCAAAUUAUAGUUUUAUUAAAAAUCUUCAUUAAAAAUCAAAUUAAAAUUUAAAUUGAG
Molecule: messenger RNA, 11576 nt
Organism: Episyrphus balteatus (marmalade hoverfly)
Lineage: Eukaryota; Metazoa; Arthropoda; Insecta; Diptera; Syrphidae
Exons: 2
Coding region: 5148-6818 (556 amino acids)
Molecular function (GO): zinc ion binding; nucleic acid binding
Source: RefSeq, a predicted model, not a curated record